Messenger RNA from Cavia porcellus (domestic guinea pig), 523 nucleotides. RefSeq names its product microseminoprotein, prostate associated (gene Msmp). Bases 1 to 420 code for a protein of 139 amino acids. Gene Ontology annotation, cellular component: cytoplasm. NCBI's taxonomy places the organism in Eukaryota, Metazoa, Chordata, Mammalia, Rodentia, Caviidae. The transcript has 3 exons. The record is from RefSeq and is a predicted model, not a curated record.
AUGGGGCUAAGGAUGCUCUGGGCUACAGAGGCCAAGGGUACCCUAGGAGGCUGGGGGGUCAUCUGUUUGGUGUUGUCUCUACUCCUGCAAUGCCCAGGAGUCCACACCAAAUGUUACUUCCAAGCUCAAGCUCCCUGUCACUAUGAAGGCAAGUAUUUCACCCUGGGUGAGUCCUGGCUCCGUGAAGACUGCUUCCACUGCACCUGUCUGCAUCCUGUCGGUGUGGGCUGCUGUGACACGUCUCAGCACCCCAUUGACUUCCCUGCUGAGUGUGAGGUUCGUCGGGAGGCAGGAACCUGCCAAUUUUCCUUGGUGCAAAAAUCUGAUCCUCGGCUGCCCUGCAAAAGCAGAGGGCCGGACCUAGAGUGGGGCUCAGCUAACACCCCUGUUCCUGGGGCUCCUGCUCCCCACUCCAGCUAGACUCACCUGACCACCCAUCUGCUGACUGCUCACUGCUGCGGCCACUUCCAGAGAAACCACUAGCAGCUGCCAAUUUACUCUGAAUAAAUAAAUUAAUGCUACA